Oldenlandia corymbosa var. corymbosa is the source of this 510-nucleotide messenger RNA. The record is from the annotation of a GenBank genome assembly. Lineage: Eukaryota; Viridiplantae; Streptophyta; Magnoliopsida; Gentianales; Rubiaceae.
AUGUCGGAAAGGCGAGGAACGACAGCAUCGGCGUUGAUGAUUCUGUUCAUCCUUGCUUUCGUGUCGCUAGGCGAGAGUUACCAGGAGAAACCAUGGAACAAAGCGUCAAUAUCUACAUCCUCCAAAUUGCGGAGGAAGAAUCUUUUGGUGGUUGGUGGUGAUGACAAGGAGAAUGAGAGCACAGGAUUAAAGUGUAACAUAUCUGAUAUUUCCAUAACCCAGAACCAGUUACCAUCAGCCCCCGGAGCGACGGCGAAGACAUUCUUGGUGAUAAUCACCGCCAAAUGUCCCGACGGGUGUAGCAUUUCCGGCAUUCAUCUGGGCAUCAACAACUUUAUUUCUAACAUUCCCUUUGACCCCCAUGUCCUUAAAUCACUAGGUAACAACGACUGGCUCGUCAAUGAUGGGAAGCCAGUAGAUCGCGUCAGUUUUGAGUAUGCUUUCGAUUCUUCUUACCGGUUUCACAUCUCUGCUUUCAGAAGUUCAUCCCGCUGGGCGCUUAACAUCUAA